CCUCCCAUAUGCAUCUAGGGCCAUCACCGUCGCUUCGAUCAUCUAUACUCCUGUUGCCUUGCUAGCUAGCUCCACUGCUACUUGCCUCCUCGAUCCCGAGCGCACACGAGCCUUUUGCAGGCAUCCACGGGCACGCAUUGCGGGAGCAUUACAUUGCCGACGGGCAGGAUCUCGGAUGUCGAGCCGGCGGUCGCAGUCGAGGUCGUCGUCUUCCGGCGGCGCGUUGCGGAUCAGCGACGAGCAGAUCAGCGACCUCGUCGCCAAGCUGCAGGCGCUCCUCCCCGAGGCCCGCCUCCGGAGCAACGACAGGGUGCCGUCGGCGAGGGUGCUGCAGGAGACGUGCAGCUACAUCCGGAGCCUGCACCGGGAGGUCGACGACCUCAGCGACCGCCUCUCCGAGCUGCUCGCCACCACAGACGUCAGCACCGCGCAGGCCGCCGUCAUCCGCAGCCUCCUCAUGUAGCCGCCGGCGGGCAAUCAGGCCACCCGGCAGCUAGCCAUCGGAAGUUAAUUUGUAGAUUAUAUUAGGGACACAAAGAGAUAAUGUUUUUGGUUAAUUAAGAUCACCGGCUAAGUUAAUAAGUCUUUUCUUUUACUAGAGUCAGUUAAAUAAUUGAAUUUACUACUACCUACUACUAUAUAUAUGUAUGUAACCUGGACCAUCAGUGCUUUUGCCGUGAAAUUUUGCGAUUGCGAGUGCCAGAUGGAGCCACUCAAGAGUCA
Molecule: messenger RNA, 723 nt
Organism: Panicum virgatum (switchgrass)
Lineage: Eukaryota; Viridiplantae; Streptophyta; Magnoliopsida; Poales; Poaceae
Product: transcription factor ILI7-like
Exons: 2
Coding region: 176-463 (95 amino acids)
Biological process (GO): regulation of DNA-templated transcription; regulation of growth
Molecular function (GO): protein dimerization activity
Source: RefSeq, a predicted model, not a curated record